This is a messenger RNA of Owenia fusiformis, 600 nucleotides long. The record is from the annotation of a GenBank genome assembly. Lineage: Eukaryota; Metazoa; Annelida; Polychaeta; Sabellida; Oweniidae.
UACAUAGGAUUAGCAUCAUUUUGGACCACCCUGUAAUUAUUAAAUUACAUUAUUCUGCAGUUGGCACUGGUACUAUGGGCAUGCUAAUAAAAUCUUCUCCCGUUUGUCAACCAAUUGGCCUACUUUUAAAUCAGGCAGUCGGAAUGGACAAACAGUCGGAAAUUACAGUUGCGCCUGUAAACAAAGAAGACAUUGAAAUUGUUAAGGCGGUUAAGGCUGUCAUCCACAGAAUGGUAGCGAUCGAUCCACAGAAUCGUAUCGCAGCUGAAGUAUCGGUGGAAAUAUUCAAAAUACUUGAGCAUGCGGGUUUAGUGUCUAGCUUGACAAACGAGCGGGCCGCUCCUGCUAAAGCAAACACUGAAAUGGAUGGCAAAAGAGACAAAAUUGACGAAAGACAAUCCAGGGGAAUAUUUGCGUCGUGUCCUUCCAACCUUCAGGCGAGUAAAGAAAGCAAGUCAAAUGAGUUUAAGGUAGGGGGGAGAGGACUAGCCCACACAUCUCCUGAAGUUGAUAGAGCAAAAAGCCAACCAGGUUUAGAAAGUACAUCGUCAAGCGACACGUCAUCAUCCUCGGGAGAAGACAGUCAAACACAGAAUGAGG